AUGGCUGACUACGAACGUCGACACCACGGCCCUAGGGGCGGGCGCAAGAGGCGCUACAGAGAUGAUGACGACUUUGAUCGCCGCCCCCAGAGGCGCAGAUAUGAAGAGCCUCUUGUUGUUAAGGUCCGGAGACAGCUGCUCACGAUUGCGGAAUCGGCUGCCAGGAGAGCAGAGGACGAUGUGGUGAGCAUCGCGAAGACCGUCGCCGAGAAUUACGAGGACGAGGAAAUCAGAAACAGCUAUAUUGAAAUCGUCCUUGACCUUGUUAUUGAGCAACCGUUGAAAAUCCCCUUCGCCGCAGCGACAGUCCUUGUUGUCAACAGCCAGAGAUCGGAGAUUGUAGCUGAGGUGCUCAAGAGAGCCAGUGAAUUAGCACAAAAGCACAUCAACACUGGAGCUUGGCGUGAGGUCAAACUUGUCUUGCGCUUCUUGGGCUGCCUUCAGUUCAUUUUUGAGGGCGAUGGUAUCUUUCCACUGCUUGAGGAGCUGUUUGCGCGCGCAGUUGAUCUUCAGACAGCAUCUUCGGAAGACUUGCUAGGUCUCGAGCUCGUCAAGAUCAUCCUUUUUACUAUUCCAUACGUGAUGGCGUCCCCGGCCACUGGCUUUGAGUCUCAAGCGGUUGCCCUCCUGGAGAAGACAGAUGUCAUUGCAUCUACCCCACAUACUUUGGUUGACUUGGUAAACCCGUUUGUCUCCGAGGGCGGCAAGCCGACUGCUGCUCACAGUGUCAUCGGGUUGAUGCAGACUCAACUGCAGACCGAAGCCAGCCGAGGCUGGGAGCUCGUAUGUCUCCCUAGGCCAUGGAAGCCACUUCCAGAAGGAGAGGGAGAAGAACCCAGGACAUUGGAACCAGGGACAAAACAUACUUUCCCUCAAAUAACUGUUCCUAACCCUGUGCAAAAUGGAGCCAGGGCGAUUUUCCCGGAGAUCUACUUAUCUGUGUAUGCGAACCAAGAGAUGGAGACAGUACCGCCAACGUCGGACAUCACAUCCUCCUUGUUGCGCGAUGCUCUUGUCGAUACAAUCAAUAUCCUCGACUUCAAUCGGAUCGCGACUGCCAAGUUUCUGAUUGAUGUCGACUGCUAUUUCACACCGAACACUUUUGUGAAGCGCGCAACCCCCUUUGACCGACUGCGUGAUAUCUCGGGGGAUCGACCAGUGUGGAAACCCGAAGAUGUUGCCGUUGAUGCUGUAUUUUCUCAAUUGUUCCAACUCCCCGCCCCGGAACAUAAGCUCGUCUAUUACCACUCAGUCCUCACUGAGUGUUGCAAGAUUGGGCCUGCCGCUAUCGCUCCGAGUUUAGGGCGUGCGAUUCGAUUCUUGUACGGAAGCUUGGAAACGAUUGACCUCGACUUGAGCCAUCGAUUUUUGGAUUGGUUUUCUCACCAUCUAAGCAACUUUGGUUUUACAUGGAAGUGGAGUGAAUGGAUCGACGACCUUGAACUUCCUCUUAUUCAUCCUAAAAUGGCAUUCAUUACGGGUUCACUCGACAAAGAGAUUCGACUGAGUUUCGCACAGCGCAUUCGAGGAACUCUUCCAGACCCUUAUCAGGACUUAAUCACCGAAGGCAAGGAGAAAGACACGCCUGACUUUAAGUAUUCAUUGGAUACUACACCUUACGCCAAUGAAGGAAAAGAACUUAUGCAGCUCAUCCGCAAGAAAGCUGCUGAUGAAGAAAUUCAGCCAAUCAUUGCUAUAAUCGAAGAGCAGGCGAAAUCACAACGAGUCGAGGACCCCAUGCUAGCCUCGACCGAUGUCUUUGUCACAGCCAUAUGCUUUGUUGGCUCAAAGUCACUUUCCCACGUUCUUUCCUGCAUCGAACGGAACAAGGAGCGGUUACUAGCCAUCGGGCCACAGUCUCCCAAGGCUCGCUUGCAGAUUAUCACCUCCGUCAUGGAGUACUGGGUCGAUCAACCGGGCAUCGCUAUUAAUAUUAUAGACAAACUACUGAAUUACACGAUUCUGUCGCCUAUUUCGGUCAUUGAGUGGGCUCUGGUCGAGAAUCUGAGUGCAGGAACCAUUCUCUCAAAGACGCACGUUUUCGAGAUGAUCUCUGCCACCGUUGGUAAAGUCACCAACCGCAUGCGACAGAUUGUUGCUGCGCGUGUCCAGCCGGCUCUGUACGAGCCCCAGCUGAGUGUGCUGGAUGAGACCUUGAACCGCGAGAGAGGCGAUAUGCAGGCUCUAUUCAAGGUGAUUGAAGACUCAGUCGUAUCCGUCGCCGGCGGUAGUAAUGACGAGCUGAUGGAGAGAGGAGACGGAAGCGGGGACUUGCCAGAGGACGAAAUCAUCCGCCAAUGGGGCCGUAGAUGGCUCAGGGUGUUCAGACGAAAGGCUGGUGUUGAGGAAUCGUUCAUCUCCGAGAGCCUGACCAAUGCCACCCCACUGGGUACAACUGCACCACCUGUGGUUCAGGAGGCUUCUACCACUGCAGACGGAGACCUUGAUGUCGCUGACGCAGAUGGCGCUGCUUAUAUCUCGUAA
This is a messenger RNA of Aspergillus wentii DTO 134E9, 2484 nucleotides long. Its product is annotated as NCBP1 family protein. The transcript is spliced from 7 exons. Lineage: Eukaryota; Fungi; Ascomycota; Eurotiomycetes; Eurotiales; Aspergillaceae. Gene Ontology annotation, molecular function: RNA cap binding; mRNA binding. The coding region runs from base 1 to 2484 and encodes 827 amino acids. Gene Ontology annotation, cellular component: nuclear cap binding complex; nucleus. Gene Ontology annotation, biological process: nuclear-transcribed mRNA catabolic process, nonsense-mediated decay; mRNA export from nucleus. The record is from RefSeq and is a predicted model, not a curated record.